Rattus norvegicus (Norway rat) is the source of this 2356-nucleotide messenger RNA. The record is from RefSeq and is a predicted model, not a curated record. Lineage: Eukaryota; Metazoa; Chordata; Mammalia; Rodentia; Muridae.
GCCCACUGUGUACACUCACCUGCCUAGGGUGGGGUAGCCCUUUCUUGGAUCUCAUCAGGUCAGCACGUGCUUCUAUGUUCCACAGUUAUGUACUAAACUGACCCCACCCAUCAGAGGCCCCAUUCCUUUCAUCCUCCUCCUCCUCCUGCCUGAUCCUCUUCUACCUGGGCUACACCUUUGCCUCGGGGUAGGGGGGGAGCCCUCAGUGAGGAAAAGACUAAGGACACACUGAUGACCGUGUUUACAUGUUCAGAAUGCCAUUCUCUACCCUCCCAUGGCCACCACACGUGUGACCAACACAGAGUCCUAUGCCUGACCCUGGAAAGUCCGGAUUUCCUUCAGGCUACGGCCCAUUUCUGUAUAAUUCGACGAAUGGAACAGUGUUCCUGUGAGUCAAAGCUGGGCCAGACUUUACAGUUGUGUGGACCCAUACGCCCACUUCAGGGCUCCUUCAGCAAGACAAGGUUAGAGGACGGGUCAGGUGCUAAGGUGUAGUGGGGAGGCAUUUCAUGGGAACUUGGCAUGAUGCUGGGCAACUCAAGAUAGCUGUGGCCGGAGAAAGGAUUGAGCCCACCCUUCCUAGGAGGACUCUGCUCACCUACCCACUCAGCAUGCGCGCAAGGCCACCUACCGCCCCACCUUCUGCCUAGGGUCCCGCCCCAUAAAACAAAGCCACGCCCCACAGGAGAAUCAAGGUUCCCUCAUUCCACACUGUUCUGAGCUGAGUGGUGCAAGCCAAGGAGCCGUCCAAACCGGGUCUUUAGGAAACCCUGGAGCGCGGAGGCUUCUGGGAAUUAAAUUUCCACUGGGCACCUCGGCCGGGUUUACGCAUGCUCCCGCCUUGGGGCGGAGUCUAGAUGGGCGAUGAGCAAGAUUAAAAUGUGCUUAUGUAGUGAGCGCUGGUUUUCACCUAUUAAACAUGUUUCCCCCAGACCCAUUUCCUUCUACUUGCUAAGUUGCUAGGACUCUUGUCUAGACCUGCCUGACUGGCUCUACGCAGGCUUACUCAGUCACACUGGCUUGCAGGCCUUGUCCUACUUGGUGUCCUUCCUGGUGUUUUCUGGACAGGAAUCUGAGCCCGUCUCACUGGUUGUAGACCCAGAGAAGCCCACUGUUGUCUCAGCCCUAGCGCCACCGUCCUUCUUCGUCCUUCGUGACCACUGUGGACAAGGAGGUGAAGCUGCAAAAGCAGAAGGAUGCCAGGACCAAGAAUGGGUGCUGGUAAAAGAAAACUUCGGGGAGCUUUUACCCCAACUCACCAACACAGGGAAACCGCAAGUUUAAGAAAGGAGUGGGAAAUGUCAUUUGUGUCUGAAGCUCAUGUCACCAACUAUAAGUAAAGUGUAUCUGCCAAGUUGUGCCAAACUAUUAUUAUUAUUAUUAUUAUUAUUAUUAAAAUGGACAGCCCUCCAAAUGGUUUUAAUUGUCUUGUGCACUCAAACGCAGUUUGUACUGAGUAUGGACAGUUGGUGGCAAGGAGGAACUCAGAAUGGUGGCAGAAGAGAUGUGAGUGAUGGCUGCGUGACCCCAGCACAUCUGAAGACCCCAGAAUCUGAAGGCCUGCCUCCACUUCCUUUCUGGGGCCGUGACCCAAGGAGGAAGGAAAAGGCACUUGCUGGUAGCUCUACUCACAGUCACUGGGACCUGGAGCUGGACUAAGAAGACAGACUGCUGCUGCUGCCGCAGCCUGGACCAUGGACCCCCAUGAGAUGGUUGUCAAGAAUCCAUAUGUCCACCUCAGCAUCCCUCGGGCUCACCUGCGCUCUGACUCGGGGCAGCAGUCAGAGGAGGUUCCCUCUUCAUCGUCCUCCUCUGAGACCCAGCCUCUGCCUCCAGGAGCCUGUGCCCCAGAGCCAGUGGGCCUCUUACACACUGUGGAAGCCCCAGGGCCCAAAGCUAUCAAGGGCGCCAAGGGUGAGCAGUGCCAGCAGACCUGGCAGUCACCCUGCAAUCCCUAUAGCAGUGGCCAACGUCCAUCGGGACUGACUUACGCUGGCCUGCCGCCUGUAGGGCGUGGUGAUGACAUUGCCCACCACUGCUGCUGCUGCCCUUGCUGCUCCUGCUGCCACUGUCCUCGCUUCUGCCGUUGUCACAGCUGUUGCUGUGUUGUCUCCUAGCCUGACUAUCCAACUUUCAGGGCUGUGGGGCCAGGUUUCUGCUCAAUACCAAAGUGGUGAUGGACAUCAGGACUGUCAUGGGAAUCAGACAUUUCCUGCCCUGGACAGGGGACCCUAUCCACCAGGAAGGUUCAGCUGGAGCCCUCUGGAAUAGGGUUCCAGCCACUAGCCAUGUUGGCAGCAACAGGGACACCCUUCACGUCCUGCAAGACUUUGGCAAUAAAGCAGGAUGAGUGUUG